AUGCUUGAACGUGCCGGCAUUGUGGAUUGCAGCAGCGACUGCAUACACUUGUUUCUGUGUUCUUCGUGUUGCAUGUCAUUGUUGAAACCUGACAAGGUCCCUUGGUUUGCAUUGGCUAACAACCUCUAUCGAGGGCAACUUCCUCUGCAUUUACAGGAUAUAUCUUGGGUUGAGGAGAAGGUGUGUGCGAUCUAUCGUGUCACAGCUCAUGUGACUCGCUUGUUUCAGUCCUCUGAUCCUGCGCAGCCUAAGGUCUUCCAUGGAAACACUUGUGCGCAUGACAUGAACAUUGUAUCUACAGCUUCGGUCCUUCUGCGCAUGCCAUCUGAUGUCAAUGGCCUCCUCAGCAUUGUCUUCAUUGGACCAGGUAAAUUUGAUGCCAAAUGGCUUGGCACGGUCUUUCGUGUGUGUAUACAUAAGAUCUGGUCUUUUCUUCUGUGGCUCAAGCAUCACAACCGUCUGUAUGCAGCAAUCCCUCUGGACUCGGCUAUAAUUUCCAUGUACCCUGAUGAUGACAUUCUGCCAGGGCUAUCAGAUAUACCUCCCGACAACCCGACACAUACAACUUCGAACCUUUGGGUAUAAAGUACCCGUCGUAAAUGUCAUCACUUCAUGUAGACCGUGAAAUGGAAAUUUGUGUGAUGUUCUGUGAUUGCACGUUGUUCGUGUGUGGAUAUUGUUUGCAUGCAUUCAUUUGCAAGUGAUUGCA
Molecule: messenger RNA, 709 nt
Organism: Suillus fuscotomentosus
Lineage: Eukaryota; Fungi; Basidiomycota; Agaricomycetes; Boletales; Suillaceae
Exons: 2
Coding region: 1-585 (194 amino acids)
Source: RefSeq, a predicted model, not a curated record